Messenger RNA from Daphnia magna, 3301 nucleotides. RefSeq names its product helicase POLQ-like. NCBI's taxonomy places the organism in Eukaryota, Metazoa, Arthropoda, Branchiopoda, Diplostraca, Daphniidae. The record is from RefSeq and is a predicted model, not a curated record. Gene Ontology annotation, molecular function: nucleic acid binding; ATP binding. Gene Ontology annotation, biological process: negative regulation of apoptotic process.
CUCCGCUCAGGUGGCUUGGAUAGCACCACAUUUCAGUUAUCCAGCCAUUCAUCCUUAUCAGGAGAAACACCUCCUGUUUACACACUGAAUAGUAGCAAUGUUGUCCCUUCCCAGACAUCUAUUCAUUGUGGAGCUAAUCAUGGUCCUAUCAGAUGGAGCAUGGCAAGCAAUUUUGCAAACAAAAGGAAUCAAGGGAUUGUAUGGAUGGCAGACACAGUGCUUGAAUAUAGCAACAAAACCGAACCAAAAUUUACUCUACUCCUUGCCGACAUCUGGAGGAAAAACUCUAGUUGCCGAAAUACUUAUGAUUCGUGAACUUCUGUGCAAUCAAAAGCACUGCCUUUUCGUCUUGCCCUACGUCAGCAUUGUACAAGAGAAAAUUCGGACCCUUUCCGCGCUUGCCAUAGCUCUAAAUUUUUCCAUAGAAGAGUAUGCUGGAAAUAGGGGAACCUAUCCUCCCCGCCAACGGAAAUCUAAGCGAGUUAUCUAUAUUGCUACAUUAGAGAAGGCCCAUGGAAUCAUCAACAGUUUAUUAGAAUUGGGAAGAUUGCAAGAAAUCGGCUUGGUAGUGGUGGAUGAGAUUCACAUCGUCGGUGAGGGUAAACGAGGAGCAACGCUUGAAACCUUACUUUGCAAACUUCUGCUUGCUCCCAUUGGGCCUCGCAUGGUAGCUAUGAGCGCUACAAUAGGAAACAUCGACGAACUGAGUAAUUUCCUUAAGGCUGAGAUUUACACAGAAGACUUUCGACCAGUCCAACUUAGGGAGUUCCUCAAAACUGGUGAUCAAAUACUAGAAAUAGACAAGAGACAACGGGGAGCGCAGGAGAACUUCAUGAACAUUCGCGAUCAGUAUCCGGCCACGUCUGCAACAAACCGCAAAAACGAUCCCGAUGGUCUAAGUGUUUUGGUUUCGGAGGUAGCCCCGGAACACAGUUGUUUAGUCUUUUGCUCUACAAAGAAAAACUGUGAAAGCGUGGCCAAGCUGGUAAGCAGUAAUUUGCCACCAACACUGCAACAGUGGAAAACAGCUGAAAAACUAAAACUAAGGAGGGCAUUGGAGCAAGAAAGUGGUAGAUUAUGUCCAAUAUUGAAAUCUACAUUGCCCUUUGGAGUAGCCUAUCACCAUUCUGGCUUAACUGGAGACGAACGCCAGUUGAUUGAGGAAGCUUUUUCUUCCGGGACCCUAUGCUGUUUGUGUUGUACGUCAACACUUGCUGCCGGAGUCAAUUUGCCAGCAAGAAGGGUAAUCCUGAGAUCGCCAUACAUCGGAAAUACCCGUUUAACACGUGCUCGCUAUCAACAAAUGAUUGGCCGAGCAGGCCGAGCCGGUUUUGAUACUCAUGGAGAGAGCUUUUUGUUAGUGAAACCAAAUGAACUAACCUUUGUAACUAAUGACAUUCUCAUGGCGCCAACGAACCGAGUUUAUAGCCAAUUGGCAGAAGACGACCUUCGUGGACUACAGCAACUUUUGUUGAGUUUAAUUUCUCUCGACCUUGGAGGAAAAGAUCUUAAAACCUUGGCCGAAACCCUUCUUCAUUCUACGCUUCUCGGACAGCAGAGUUCACGUCAAAGUAUUACAACAACGGAGCUUGUGGAAAAAAGUCUCAAGAGCAUGAUGGAAAAGAACUUGAUAUUACAUGAUAAAGACGAAAAACUGGCAGUAACAAAACUUGGCCGUGCGACGCUAAAAGGCAUUGUUGACUUGGAUCGGUCGAAACAACUGUACAAUGAUCUGCGCCUAGCCCAAGGUGGUCUGGUUCUCAUGACAAAACUUCAUCUAAUGUAUCUGGUGACACCCUACGAUAUGGUCGGUACCGUAGUUCCAAUAGCGUCAACCUACUUUCAGGCCUUCAACAAAUUGUCUGCUGAAGAACUAGGGGUAGCGAGAAUGAUUGGUGUCAAUGAAACCGUCAUGGUCAAAUUAAUGUCAAAUCAACAGCAGAAAAUAGAGCGGUCUAUUUUGGAACGUUUUUAUUUGACACUGAUGCUCAACGAUCUUUUCAAAGGAGAAUCAGUGUGGAACGUCAGCGAAUUGUACGGCUGUACUCGCGGAGACGUUCAAAAUCUACUCUCUAACGCAGCAAGUUUCGCUUCUUGCGUUUACCACUUCGUUCAAGAGUUGGAUGAAUUUUGGGCCUUUUCGGAGCUGCUACUUCCUUUCAGUCGGGAGCUUUCGAUGUGUUGUACUUCAGAAUUGAUUCCUCUAAUGGAAUUACCUUCAGUGGCUAAAGGCCGGGCGCGUAUGUUAUUCAAAGCUGGCUUCCGGACAUUAACCGAUGUUGCCAAGACAGAUCCAGAUCAGCUCGUAGCUCGAGUGGACCACUUGCCUAGACGCGUUGCACAGCAAAUGAUUGCCGCCGCCAAAGUACUUGUCUACGAAAAAGCCGAUACUCUAAUAGAGGAAGCCAAUUCGCUAUUAGAAUUAGUUCCCAGACGCCAACCACUUGUCCCACUCGACGAAACAUUUCAGACACAAGCAACUGUCACCCUACCCCCAUCCUAUGCCUGCCACGUUUGGUUAACAAAUACAAAAUCUUUAGUGGAGUAUCAUUUCGGACUUUCGUUGCUAUGGUUACUAUACUUCGUAUUCCAGUUUAUGAUGCCACUACUGGAAAGACGAUCUAUCGUUGCAAGCUGGAAAAUAAUUAUUCCAGAAGGAGAGUUCCUUGUUGAGUUCGAACAUGGAACAACGUCAGGCAAACGUGUGUUAUGGAUUAACGGAAAUGAAUACCUUAGAAAAGAAUGGAUGUUCCGCCUUGUUGGUUCUGAAAAUUUCCGAAUUGGGCGUUUCGAAUGUAAAUUGGACGUUGAGCCAGAUGGUACUUUCGGAUUACUGUACUCGUUAUCUAUAAACGGCCAGGACAUUGGCGAAUUCCAAGAAGUAAACAAGAAGAGAUGGGUUACUUGGAAUGUUGACUCAAGUCAAGGAGGAAGAGACACUAUUCUAUUUGAAAAGGAUACUAUGGAUGUUUGGUUAAAUGGGAUCAAAAUUGAUUGUGAGGUCCAAUUCAUUGAUGGAGGCAAUUUAACCCAAUUUUCCAUUAAUGGUACUGUGGGGACAAUUAGAUCAAUUUCAAGUGGUAAUAAAAAGGUAGGAAUGAUUCAUCAAUGUAUUCUUGGAGAUGAAAUUUUACAACCUGACACAGACAGCAAAUGAAGAGUUUGAAUUCCAGAAACCAUAGUUUAUCUCCAUAUUAUGUGCAUGGAAGCUUUAGCGGGCAUCAAAAACAAUCACUGCAACAAAAAUUCAUGUGAAUACCUCUAAAUUUUUUAAAAAGAAGAAUGCAACUUACAUCUCUUU